This is a messenger RNA of Lingula anatina, 3065 nucleotides long. RefSeq lists its product as uncharacterized. The record is from RefSeq and is a predicted model, not a curated record. Lineage: Eukaryota; Metazoa; Brachiopoda; Lingulata; Lingulida; Lingulidae. Gene Ontology annotation, molecular function: protein binding. Gene Ontology annotation, cellular component: extracellular matrix.
UCACUGGCAACUCUGACAGUGACACUGUUGUCUACAACAAGUUCCUGAUCCCAAUGAGAGCACAGUUCAUCCGUGUUGUUCCACAGACCUGGCACAAUGCCAUCGCCAUGAGAUUCGAAGUUGUUGGAUGCUACACCGGCAAGACACCCACAGCCAGAACCCCCACUGUUGGAACCCCAACCCUACCACCUGUCACCAAACUUGUCAGUACACCUGAGCCACCCAAGGAUGACUGCACAGUCUGGGGUAACUGGGUCAACAGCGACAAGGCUCUCUUCGGCUCUGAUCGUGAGGCCAUCGAGGACGUGCUUUCACUGACACCUGUCUGCCAAGUACCCAUGGAGAUCCAGUGUCGCCGCGUCACUGACAAGGUGGCCCAUGACAAGACAGACCAGAAGGUGCUCUGUAACACAUGGUUGGGAAUGAAGUGCGACUCAAAGGACCAGGCCAACAACGCCAUGUGCUACGACUACGAAGUCCGCAUUGGAUGCAUUGAUGAGACCAAGCCACAGUGUGUACCCACUUCACAGCCUUCCACCCCAUCUCCCAUCCCACUCUGCCAGGGUGUCAAGGACUCCUCCAGCUGUCCAGCUGAUGGCUGUCCAGUCGGUCAAGUGUGUGAUGGACACACCUGUAUGCCACCAGAGCAGUGUCCAUGCAUCGUGGUCAGUGGUGGAGUGACCAAACACAUCUAUCCUGGCAAAUUCAUGACCAACGACCAGUGCCAGACGUGCACAUGUGCCAGCGGGGUUCUCAAGUGUAUGAACAAGGUCUGCCCAACAGCUUGUGCUGAGAAUGAAGUUCAGGAGUUGGAUGCCCAGUGUAACUGCCGCUGCACUGGCUGCGCCAGUGGACAGUUCCUCUGUAAGACCACCAAGGAGUGUAUCCCACAAUCCCUUGUGUGUGACGGCAAAUGGGACUGCAACGAUGAUGAGGUCAAGUGUGAGCCCACACCCAAACUACCACACACUACCCCUGCUCCAGAACCCACCACCAGCAGAAUCACCCAGGGGGCAUCACCAGUCUCCAGAACCAAGACACCCCGCACCACACCAGCUGCACCAACACCAGGACCCACGCCACCUGCCCCAACACCAGAGAUACCAAAGGUCCCCAAGAAGUGUCACCUCAGUGAGAACAUGUUCAAGACCUUUGACAACAAGGAGUACAACUACGAGAUUUGCAAGCACACCUUGGUCAGUGAAAUGGCAAUGAAGAGACUGAACAUUGAUGUCCAACUCCACUGCCCAGUCGAUGGAGGCAUGGACCGCGCCAAAUGCACACGCUCUCUCCACAUCACCCUGGAUGGAAAACUCAUCAAACUGCGCCACGGACAGAUGGUUGAGGUUGACGGACAGAUCUACAUGCCAUAUCAGCUCGAACAACUCAGCAAGACCCUGGGAAGCAUGGCCAUUGCCGCUGUCGGAGAAGAAAUGGUCGCAACCAUCCCCGAGUUUGGCGUCAUUGUCAGCUGGGGCAAGCGCUACCAGACAGACAUCCAGAUUGGCAGUCAGUUGUUCGGCAAGGUGGAAGGUCUCUGCGGAGAUGCUAACGGCAAGCCUGAUGAUGACUUUAAGAAGAAGGAUGGCACCUACGUGGCCAGCGUGAACACCUUCGGUGACAGCUGGGGCUCCAGGACAUUCUGCCCACCUGCGCCAGUGUGCACCAUGGAACAGAAAGAGGCAGCAAGACAGACCUGUGCUCAGCUCAGGAAAUCACCAUUCUCUGCCUGCCAUGCCUCCGUGCCAGUUGAAUGGUACGUCAAGGUCUGCGAAGCUGACAUGUGCAACUGCAUCAAGAGCAACGGCAUCAACGGUCUCGACCAGUGCAAGUGCGAUGUGUACUCCGAGUACAUGCGUGCAUGCGCCAUGAACCAGAAGCCUGUGGACAACUGGCAGAUCUCUGUUGGCUGUGCUGUCCAGACCUGCCCACCAGACAUGGUCUGGAGCGAGUGCGCCAGCGGAUGCCCAAGCACGUGCUCUAACUACCGCGAGAAGGAUGCAGCAUGCAAUGUACCAUGCGUUCCUGCAUGUCAGUGCAAGCCUGGCUUGGUGAAGAAGGGAGACACAUGCGUCGCACCAACCAGCUGCGAAGACUGUGUCUGCUACGGCUACGGAGACCCACACUACGUCACUUUCGACGGCUCCUACUUCCCAUUCCAAGGCACAUGCACAUACGUUCUGGCACGUGAUACCGCGCACACAGAUUUCGAGGUGCUCGCUCACAACGAGAAGUGCACCGAGACCCCAGCCACUGCCUGCACUCAGGGCUUGACUGUCAAGUUCAGCGGCCAUGCUGUGGAAUUCAGGCCAAACAACAAGGUGCUCUAUGACGGUUCCCUCAUGAGCCGAUCAUCCCUGCCACACAUCACCAGCACCAUGACGCUGAAACGCGUGGGAACACACUACGUGCUCAACGUGCCAUCUCUCCAUCUCGAGGUCCGCUUCUCCGAACUGAACCAUGGCUUCCAGGUCAAAUUGCCGUCUGCUGCUUACUUCAACAAGACCGAAGGAUUGUGUGGUACCUGUACCCACAGCAGAGCAGACGACUUCAUGGCCAGAGACAAGACCCUCAAGGCCAAGGCCCACGACUUCGCUCUCACCUGGCUCGAGACACCUGCCGACAACUCCGCACAGUGCACCGUCGUCAACAAGACCUGCACCUCUCCACAGGGGGCGCUGGAGUGCAACCGUGUCUACGACAACAGCUUCAAAGCCUGUCAUGCUCUCGUCAACCCAGCUAAGUACUUCGAGAACUGUAUCUACGAUACCAAGUGUGGUAAUGAGAAGCAGAAGGGUGUUUGCGACUCUUUGACCGCGUAUGCACGUGCCUGCGCCAUGGCCGGUGUGUGCCUGGACUGGAGAACUCAGGAUCUGUGCCCUGUCAUCUGCAACAACAACAUGGUGUACAAGGAGUGCGGACCAUCAUGUGUCAAGACAUGUGACAACAUGGCUACCUUCGACAGCACGCCAUGCACCACAGCGACAGCUGAUGGCUGCUACUGCAAGGACGGCUACGUUAUGAAGGCUGGUGUUUGCGUCAAGGUGGAGGACUGUCGUAAGUAG